UUUCAAGCGGCGUCUCCGCCCCGCGGCGGGCGGGGAGGCGGCGCCUAUAAAGACGGGCGUCCGCGGCGGCGAGCAGCUCGCCGUUCCCCGCGCGGUGGUGUAGGUCCGUCCGCGCCAUGGCUCGCACGAAGCAGACGGCCCGCAAGUCCACCGGCGGCAAGGCCCCGCGCAAGCAGCUGGCCACCAAGGCGGCCCGCAAGAGCGCGCCCGCCACGGGCGGCGUCAAGAAGCCGCACCGCUACCGGCCCGGCACCGUGGCGCUGCGCGAGAUCCGGCGCUACCAGAAGUCCACCGAGCUGCUGAUCCGCAAGCUGCCGUUCCAGCGCCUGGUGCGCGAGAUCGCGCAGGACUUCAAGACCGACCUGCGCUUCCAGAGCUCGGCCGUCAUGGCGCUGCAGGAGGCGAGCGAGGCCUACCUGGUGGGCCUCUUCGAGGACACCAACCUGUGCGCCAUCCACGCCAAGCGCGUCACCAUCAUGCCCAAGGACAUCCAGUUGGCCCGCCGCAUCCGCGGGGAGCGGGCCUGAGCGCUCCGCCUCGCCACCGUCCCCCCCAAAGGCUCUUUUCAGAGCCACCACAGCGCCCGGAAGGAGCUGUUCACCUGCCUUGCUCUGGGGCGGCCGAUCGUCGCCCUUCAGUUAAGCGCCCUGUUCUUUUUUCUCAGGUUUUGGGUUGUGGCUAUCGCCGCUCAGGAGAUUAGCACCGGAAUGCAUGCAGUGUUUAAUGCUCCUAGCUUUCCCUAAAUCCCUCAUGCGAGCUCCAGCACUCUAUGUUUGGAUAACGUCCAAGUCUCACGUUUCCCCUCCUUCCUUUGGUUUUUGCCUCCCAGUGGUCGACAUCCGCAUCUGGCUAGUGAAAUGACUGGGCGGUCAGAUCGCAGCCUGGUGGUAAGCAGACGACCUGGGCUUCCCUUUGCAGGUUGGGAGUUGGUGGAAGGGAGGUGAAGGCCUCAACACCCCCAAUGAAGUAGAGUUUAAAAAGACCGCUCCAGGUGGCUUUCCCCUACAGGCAUCAAACUGUCUACGAAGAUGAAGUAGAAGAAUGGGAUGUGAAAGGAGCCUAAAGGAAGUCUGAGGCAAAAGUCUUCAGGGCAAUAGCAGGUGAGGGGCUGAGGACAAGAUCAGGAAAGCGGCGGAAGCCACUGCUGACUCUGAGGCAUGCAGAAGCUUGCCUGAACCUGGACGAGGGAAAGGGAGAAAAAAGCUUUGUGGUAAUUAGCGUUUCUAUUGCUGUGAUGAAACACCAUGACCGAAAGCAAGUUGGGGAGGAAAGGGUCUGAUUUAAUCAUUACUUCCGUAUAACAGUUACUCAAGAUAGGAACUCAAACAGGGCAGGAACCUGGAGGCAGGAGCUGAUGCAGAGGCCACGGAGAAGUGCUGCUUACUGGCUUGCUCCCCCUGUCUUGCUCAGCCUGCUUCCUUUUAGAACCUUGGACCACCAGCCCAGGAAUGGUUCCACCCACCACAUCAGUCAGUAAUUAAGAAAAUGCCCUACAGCCCCAUCUAAUGGAGGCAUUUUCUCAACUGACGGUCCUUCCUCUCCAGUGACUACAGGUUGUGUCAAUUAAAAUCAACCAGUCUAGCACGGUGCUGUUGCUGUAAAAACAGCGGUCUCAGGUUCUGAAAGAGGAGCUACAGAUGAGAACCCUGCGGGGACAGAAAUGCUGAGGACCCAAGGGAAAGCUCCAGGACAGGCCUUGGGGACAUUUGUUCUACCUAAGCAUCUGGUGACAGGAAACUAGAGAAGACAUCCUGAAGCCCAAAGGGAAAAUAAAAUCGACAGUAAACAUCACCUUUGGUUUCUGUGUCACUUCACAGCCUCAGCCUUGGCUUUGCCUAGAUUUUAUUUGAUCUUUAAAGUAUUCCUAUUGGAAACGUAGGCACUUUCAGGAACACUAACAAUGAGGAAGUUUAACUUUGACAAAAACUGGAAUUUUCCAUGGCUGCUCUCAUCAGACUAUCGGUCAUAUUAUCUGGAGAGGAAAUACACUCAUGCAUAUUGUGAGGAAUUCAGACAACUCGGAAACGUUUGAGGAAGAUAACUAAACCAACACGUGCAAACCGUGGCUAAAUUUUUGUGGCUGUUCCUAAUGAUUCUCUGUGUAUCCAUACAAAUGUAUGCUAGUCACAGUCUAUAAAUGUCAGCUCAGGGCUUUUGGCUCAAGCAAAGAAAUAUAUUUAUAGCUACAAUAAAGUGAAGAGUUUCCAGGGAAAGGAAAUAUGACUCAAGAGUGGCUAGCCUGGGUGUUCAUGAGGAUGCUACAGCAAGUCACAGGAGAGAGCCUGGGGAGGAGAAGUCAGACCGCUGACUGGUGUUCAGGGCAACCCCAUGAAUUGGUGGGAUUCUUAUUUAAACACGGCUGCAAUGGGGGUAGAGCCACAGAAACGCCUGCAAACCUCUGCACUAUCUCUAGAGGAUGCUCUGAGAGACGGAAAUGAGAGAAGUUAGGGUCUGCUAGGGUUUCAUGGCCCUUCCCAUUACAGCUGGCUGAGACGGCAAAGAAGAAGAGAAAUGUGUACAGAGUGAUGCCUGAGGACCAUUCUAGAAUUUCAUCUUCAUAGACGGCACAUAGCUAGCACAGUUCAGAAACUGACAAGCAGUGAGCAGAGGUCAUCAUCCAGACCACCUAAAAGAAGCCAUAAAAAGACGUGCAAUGCGGUCACUAGCUGGGCACGUGGUACACUGUCCUUAAUCUCGACACUCCAGGGUCAGCGGCAGGCGGAUCUCCGAGUUCAAGUCCAGACUGGGCUACAUAGAAUCCCAGGAUAGCCGGGAUUACAAAACCAUAUAAUAAUGACACAAAGACCAUUGGGAAAUGUUAGAGAAGAAAAAAAAUGUA
Molecule: messenger RNA, 2839 nt
Organism: Meriones unguiculatus (Mongolian gerbil)
Lineage: Eukaryota; Metazoa; Chordata; Mammalia; Rodentia; Muridae
Product: histone H3
Exons: 2
Coding region: 117-527 (136 amino acids)
Cellular component (GO): nucleosome
Molecular function (GO): DNA binding; structural constituent of chromatin; protein heterodimerization activity
Source: RefSeq, a predicted model, not a curated record